Molecule: messenger RNA, 7312 nt
Organism: Chiloscyllium plagiosum (whitespotted bambooshark)
Lineage: Eukaryota; Metazoa; Chordata; Chondrichthyes; Orectolobiformes; Hemiscylliidae
Source: RefSeq, a predicted model, not a curated record
UCAUCAAGUAGACCAGACUGUGUGAGGACGCAGAGUUGGAUGAGGCCUCGAGCCAGAAGGUUGCCAUGCCGCCACAGCCCGACCCACGGCACCAGGACCUCCUGACCUGUGGCCAAUGUGGCCGCAAUUUCCUCCUCCGCAAUAUCCUGGGCUUCAUUGAGCACAAGAAGAGCCUCUGCCAGAGGCCCACUCGCCUCCGAGAUAUGGGCGGGGGUCCGCAUUCCCCUCUCGCUGCCCAGCAGGCAACUGCCGACCCACUCGUGACCAGCGAGGACAUGUAUACAGCCAGCAUUUCAGAGAUUGGAGUGGAGGACAAUCCCGUGGGAGAUGAGUUGGAACCUGCAUAUUAUGUCUGCACCUCCUGUGAGGAGCCCUUUUCCAGUGCUAGGGUCCUGCUGCACCAUGCACAGUACACCCACGGCCUGCAGAUCUACCUGGAACUGGAUGAUUCGGAGAGGACGGGGAUCCCUCCAUCGCCCGGGGAGGAGCAGGCCGCUCCAUCCGCCUCCAUGCUCGAGGGGAGCCCCUUCGAGGAGCCACGGUGCCCCGAGUCCUCAGUGCGUGGGCCCCGCUCCCCGGCCAACUCGCUGCUCUUCGGCCCAUCGGCCCUGGGUCCGCCGGAGUACAGCGACAGCGGCUCUGAGGAGGCCAUCUCCCGCCACCGUGCCACCGAGCGGACCUUCCCUAUGAGGAUGCCGGCGAAGGCAAUGGACUUUUCCCGGAGGCUGCGCAAGCUGGCGGCGGGAGGCUUGGGGCCUGGCGCAGGAGGCCGACCGGCCUUCCUCUCGGGUCUGGCUCCGUCUCCACCGCCCGCUUCCUCCUCCUCCUCCAGGCCCCACGGCCGCAGCAAGGAGUGUGAGUUCUGCGGCAAGAGCUUCAAGUUCCCCAGCAACCUGGUGGUGCACCGGAGGAGCCACACCGGCGAGAAGCCGUACCGGUGCCCCUUCUGCGACCAUGCCUGCAGCCAGUCCAGCAAGCUCAAGCGCCACAUGAAGACGCACAUCAACCACGCCGGCAUCCUCAACGGCUGGGCCGCAGCUCUGCCUGAUGGCCCCCUCUUGGAGGAUGGCUACCGACACCGGGCCUACCAGGCACCGGGCCUGGAGAAUGGCAUGGCUGAGGACGGCGACGAACACAUCGCCACCGACUACCCAGCUCUCAGCACUGAGCAUGACAUAAAGAUAAAGGUCCUGAAGGAGGAACCAGAGUCGGGUGAAGAUCAGCAGCUGGGGAAACUCAAGGAGCAGUUGGACUGCCAGGCAAAUGAGGCCCUGUCUGAGACAGAACGCCUCCAGAUGGAGGGGGACAGUGACCUUGCUAAUGGUGAGACCGAAUCGGCCAGGGCCUCUCCGUCAGGCCUGGCCAACGGUUUUGGCUUUCAUUCCAAGCGGCUUCUUGCACCCCCACGGGGCCCCAGCCUUCUGAGGGGGACCCUCAGGCAGAUCAAGGCCGAGAAAGACCACCUGUCGGAGGAGGCCAGCCGGAACUUCUACUCCCGGUGGCUGGCUGACUGCGCGGCCUCCCGGAGACCGGCGGGAGCCCCCUCCUCUACAGCCGCCGGCGCCCGGGCCUCCCCGUCGUCCGAGAACUCCGGCGAGAAUGCCGGCUCCUGCUCCUCCAGCCCGCCCCGGGAGGCGUCGGCAGACAGCGGCACGGCCAGCGGGCACAGCACGCCGAAACGGCUGGGCGUCGGGCGGGGGCUGGGCGAGGGGCGCCGCCGCAACACCUGCGAGUUCUGCGGCAAGACCUUCCGCAACGCCAGCAACCUGACGGUGCACCGGAGGAGCCACACGGGGGAGAGGCCAUACCGCUGCGAGCUCUGCAGCUACGCCUGCACUCAGAGCAGCAAGCUGACCCGGCACAUGAAGACGCAUAUGCAGCCGGGCAAGGAAGUCUUCCGCUGCAACACGUGCAACAUCCCCUUCAGUAUCUACAGCACCCUGGAGAAGCACAUGAAAAAACGCCACAGUGAACACCUCCAGGAGCCCCAGCUCUCCAAUUGAGGUGGUGAGGUGGUGGGGGAAGUGUCAUCAUAGCCCGGUUCAUGGGGUGGGCUUGGGGUGUAGGACCCUGACAGAGGAAAGGAUGGACCUUUUAGAUGGAGGGUGCAGUGAGAAAACUUUCCCUCAGUCAUUCUGUACAGAACUUAUGGGGCAUAAGGACCAGGGCGGAGAUGUGGGCUGAAUGGUCUAGGUUCCAAUUGGUAAAAUUUGAUGUAAUCCCCGUGAAGAUGAAUGUUCUUCCCAGUCCCCAUCCAAUAUGUUUAUGAAUAUUUAAAGUUUCAGGCAUUUAAACCUUAGCCGCAGCAGUGUGGGGAGCAUGGGGGUUUCCCUGAACAAACAAUGUGAUGUCGUGACACACAUUGUUGGCCAAUUUUCAAUUGGGACGGAGGCCUUCCUGAGCUAGGAGUGGGAUGUUAUGGAUUAAUGGACUGAGGAGGAGGACCAUUGGUAGAUGAUGCUGGGGAGGAGGAAAGGAAGAGAAUAGGAAGAGCUUUAUUGGCCAGUUGGACAAUAUUUGAGGGGCGGGGUGCCAACCUCACACGCAGGAGGAUACUCCGCUGUGCCAGCAUUCUUCAGUUAGAAUUUUUCUCGUGGGUGAGGAGAAUGGAGGCAUUGAUCUGCCACUGAAAGGAAGUGUCUUAGAACUACACAGGGCCCCACAUGGAGACUUCAAGUGUGGGACUUUCAAGGGACUAGAGACAAUGGCAGAGAAAUACCCACACCAGCGCUAGUGCCCACGGCACCCAUGUUCCUUUGAAGCUGUGCAGCUGCCCGGAGGUCUGUGCACAUGGAUUGGAAAUGUCUUGACAUGACCUUACAGCUCCAACAGCUGUGCCCUCCCAUCUCCGAAACACCUCCUGUAUUGGUUUCCUGACCCCCUUCUGCUCCUGGCACUCAUCCCCCACCUCCCCCCCCCAACCCUCUCAGAUAGGUGAAUGCCAGGUAUUUCCGAGUUUACAUUCAUCGCAAUCCAAAGGCUCAGGUUCGUGCUCAGGGUACUUGGUAGCUGUGGGAGUUUGAAAUUCAAUAAACUGAGACCUUUUUGAAUGGAGGAGCAGGGCUGAUGGCCUGCUCCUGCUCUGACGGAAUUUGUUGUGAUGCACACUGAGGUUGAAUAGCUGAGACUCAUUGUCAAGGCUCACUCGAUAAGCACGGCCUAUUAGGUGGAUAGUGAAGACAGAUGGGUGUCUCACUCGUGUUCAUCACUGAGCAUGUGACCCCUCUGCUCUCAAAGAGACUUCCAUAUUUGUGAACAGCAGCACCAUUCUCUGAUGGGUCAGAAGCAAAGCACUCUCCUUGGUCCCUUAGGCCGCAGAAAGGACUGCUGUGGAGUUCUUGCUGCUCCAUGCUGACCCUCAUGAGUCAGCCUCAUGGUCUCGAUCACAGAAAACCAGCUUAGGAAGCCUGCUUGUGUAUGUAAGUGGGGCUGGGGUGGUGAAGAGGGUGCUCAGGGGUGAGAAUAACCUCCUUUGUGGAGAGAGUCACAGGUCCCUUUUUCCCUUGGGGUGGGCUAUUAUACUUGAUGCCCGUCUUAAACACCACUCCGUAGGGACAGGAUAAAGCCAUUCAGCUCCUCAAGUAUUUCAAUAGAAAUCACUUUGAGCUGUCAUGAUCUUGUAAAAGUCUAUAUAUAAAUGCAGGUCUUUCACACGACAUCAAGUCCAAAUCUCUUGAAGUCAUUACUCUGUAAAAAUCCAACCCACUAAUCCUCAAAGCCACUCUUCUGACCCGUCCAACAUCCUCGCCAUUUUGAGAUGGCAAGUUGCAAGUUUCAAAUUUCCACCACCCUUUGGAUGGAAGGGAAUUUCCUGAGUUUUACUGCAGGACAGCCUGGAUUUUAUUAAGACCUAUAAUGGAAUUCCCCUCACCAGCACUGACAAGGAUGAUGUCAAGCUGAUCGCAGUCAUAUUGUUCAACAGUUCAGGCACAUCAAAGCACCUUAGGCAAAACCGACAGCAAUUUUAACUUUGGCUAUUCUCUUCUCAACAACAAGGUGCAUUUAUUUAGCCCCUCUAAAGUUGCACUUCACAGGAGCAUUACCAGUUUGAUGCCAUUUAAGGAGAUAUUAGACACACACCACCAAAACCUGGAUGAUGAAAGUUUUUGAUGAAUGGCUCAAAAGGAUGUGAGAGAGGCAGCGGGGUUGAGGGACAGAAUUCUAGAACCACCCAAAGCCUACAUUUCCCUGUCAGAUUGCUUUGGUGGUCACUGCCAUGGUGUGUCAGUUCAGUGUUUCUCCAAUGAACACCCUCAGUUGGAAGGCUGGCGGGUGGGGAAGCGGCUAGGAGAGGUGAUUCACUCCCCUCUGCCAAUCACUUCCUGAGAUGUCCAGCGAAAACUGCAUCAUGGAGUUCAACUGUGUUGCCAUCCUUUGUCGAAUAGCUUAUCAACUUGGUCUGGACUUGCCACAGGAGAAAUGAACAGUGGUAUUUCAAUCUGUGCAGAGAGCUGGUAUGCCAUUGCAAUGACACGUCGCAAGAAGAUAGCAAAACCUGGGUCCUCUGAGGGAUGGGGGGUGUUUUAUCUGCAGCAUUUUAAAUCACGGUGCCCAGCACCUGGAAUGACUUGGAUCUGCAAAAGUUAUCAGUGAUAAUACAGGGGCUGGUGAACGAGGUGUCUAUUGGGGUGGUGGUGCACGUGUGCCAGUGAGUGUAAUGGUUCAAGGAGCCUACAAGAAUUGCACCUCCGUCGGAGAGUUGGAUAGACUCCUCUGUAUUUUUCUAAUAGUCAUGUAUUUUUUACAUGGUGCGCUGGGAGCGAAGCAGUUUUUUUCUUUGUAAUGUAUUUCAAGCUGAAAGCAGUCAGGGUGCCCCAGGAUUAGGGCAAAGGGUGCGUUUUGUAUGACAAUUUUUUGUAUUACCAGUGUGUUUGUGAUAACUUGUGUGGGUUUGGGUCAGUGUCAAACACGAUUCUAAUUCAAGAAGACAGCUCGGGGAGGGUGGGACAGGCACAAAAGUACAUUUGUUGAAUGUUGUAUAGUUUAAUAUUGUGAAUGACUGAAAACUGGCAUGUUCAGGGGUGGGGUGGGAUGGGUAGAAUUGCAGUAAAACUGUACAAUAUUUGCCAGACAGCACUGACCUCAUCUGUUUUACUUUGUCACUGUGGGGAGUAUAUCUUUUGGCUGAUGGGCUUUAUUGUAAUGUUUGGUAGGGAAUUCUUUUAGAGCAAGGCUGUUUCACUAUGCGGUGGGGGUGGGGUAGGUGUUUAAAGGGAGUGUGACAUGUAGCAAUGUUGUCACUGGAUGUACUAGUUUGGGUGUUAACAGGAGAUAAUACACCCUUGCAUAUAAUCUCUCACUCUCACAGUCACACUCAUACAUGUACAGCCGCACUCUCUCAAACACAUGACAACAUACACUGAUACUCACACCUACACACACUUCCACAGCCCCACACUCAUCCUCACUCACCUACACACCCUCAAAACACUUUCACCCACACACACACACACACACACACACACAUACAGAGACACAAAUCACAAUUCCCCUGAUCGUUAGCUGUCAGAAUCAGCUCUGCGUCUCAAACCGAUCUCAUUGGUGUCCACUUGGGGGUUGCUGAUGGAGUGUGGUCAGCCAUAGCCCUCUGAAACAGAAAGUGAAGGCUUUGAGUCCCCACUGCAGAGACAUGAGGGUCAUAUUUCAAGCUGACACAGUGUUCCACACUUGGAAGAGUCGUCUUUCGGACUAAGACGUUAAACCAAAGUCCUGUCUGCCCCUUGGGCAGACAUAAAAGACCCCUUGGCCACUAUACAGGAGAAGCUGGGAAUUUCUCCCUGGCAUCUUGGCCAAUGUUUAUCACUGAACCAAAUGCACAAUAAAACUGAUUACCUAGUCAUUUAUUGCUGUGAUGUUGCAACUGAGGCUUUGGAGGGACACAUUAUUGCUUUAGUUCCACUACUCCAUUGGUCACAAUAUGAAAUAAAAAUACUUCUCCCAGUGGCCAAUUAAAUAAAGGUGCAAUAAAUGGUUUAUAUGCACAGUCAGUAAUAAAGGAGUAUAAAACCUUAUGACUGUCAAUGUCCUCAAGAACACACACAUUCCCAUAUGCAGACAUGCUUCAGGAAAAGAGAAAAAAUUAAAGAAAACUCUAAUGGAUGGUUCUGUGGCUUAAUUGGUUAAAGCGUCUAUCCAAUAAACUGGAAAUGCAAGAUUCAAAUCCCAGUGGUACCUACUCAUUGUAUCGAAGGUUCCUUGUUUCAGAUUCUUGCAAGGGCCAUGGUGGUGAUCAAGCAAAUCACCGUCCUGGUUGAGUUUCAGCCUGUUAUGAUUUUGGUGAUCAAGGAUAAUUUGUCUCUGGGGCUCAGUUAGCUGGACGGCUGGUCUGUGAUACAGAGUAUCGCCAUCAGCGUGGGUUCAAUUCCUGCACCAGCUGAGGUUACCAUGAAGGUCCCCACCUUCUCAACCUCACCCCUUGCCUAAGGCGUGGUGACCCUCAGUUUAAACCACCAGCAGUCUUCUCUUUCUAAUGACUAUAAUGAUUUUUACAAUUGUCUCUGGAGCCCUUUUGACAUAUUCUGUUCAAAAAAAAGCAAUCACUAUUUCAAAUAAACAAGCAGGCUUCACCUGGAGUGUUGUUUUUCAGGGAUCAGUUGGAUAGCUUGUUCUUAGCAGGCUUUCCUCCUACUCAGCUUUGUCCUCAGUGAUCUUCCCUUCAACUGAACCAGGUAAAACCUCCCACGCCUGUUAUUGUUCAAACAGCCCUAGCAGUGGUCUGAAGCAAAGCAAGCAGUCAUGUGUUUUCUAGGAAGACUGGUUUAAAAAACUCUCCAAUGUCCACAGUAGCCGUCCAACUACCUCUUUGGAAAAAAUCACUCCAGAUAUGUCCACAACACUGGCAAAACAUUCAUUCUUUUUCCACACGCAUCUAACUCCUCCAAAAAAAUUUUAAAAUAUCAAAUAACAAGUGUCUUUGUAACACUGGGAGCUAGCUGUGUACAAAGUGUCCACAUGCCACAUGGUAUAACAAUGGGUACAAGUCAGAGAUGUUUGAUUGGCUGUUAAACCUUCUUAGCAGGCUGUAUAAAUACUUCACUAUAUUGUGGAACAGCUAAUGGUAGGGGUCCAGCUUUAAAGGGCAGUUAGUGUAUGAUUACACUGCUGGAUUAUCAGUAGUCAUCGCAGUCCAGUGACAACAUUGGGAAGUGGGAAGGGGAGGGGGAGUAGAAAUGGGGGCUGGGGAAGUAUUUUGUAAAAAUACUGUCAACCCAAGUUUUGAAGAGCAAAUAUUUUUAAUGUAUUUUAUAAAAUUGAACUUCAGUGAAAAGCAACUUGCUGCAUCACCUGAAUUAAAAAAAGAGAGAUUUGGAAA